CUCCUUUGGUCCAGCGCACUCUAGCAAAAUGGCGGGUGUCGUUGCUCGCUGUUUCCAAGUCCCGAGGAGACAAUUGGGUCUCCUUGGAACACUUUUGAACAGUUACCAGACCAGAACACUCGCUGAUGCCGCUCCCGAGGGAAAGAAAGUUGGAGGUCCUCUUUCUGACCAGGAUCGUAUAUUCACAAAUCUUUACGGCCGACAUGACUGGAGGCUGAAGGGAGCGCUGCAGCGGGGAGAUUGGUACAAGACGAAGGAAAUUUUAGCUAAGGGUGCGGAUUGGAUAAUUAAUGAAAUUAAAGUGUCGGGUUUACGUGGCAGAGGAGGUGCAGGGUUUCCAUCUGGCAUGAAAUGGUCAUUCAUGAACAAACCCUCGGAUGGGAGACCAAAAUAUUUGGUCAUCAAUGGUGACGAAGGAGAGCCUGGCACUUGCAAAGAUCGCGAGAUUCUACGCCACGAUCCACAUAAGCUCAUAGAAGGGUGUCUGAUUGCUGGGCGUGCCAUGGGAGCUUGUGCCGCCUACAUCUAUAUUCGUGGUGAAUUUUAUAACGAGUCCUCCAAUGUGCAAGUUGCCAUUGCCGAAGCGUACCAAGCUGGGUUAAUUGGGAAGAACGCCUGUGGCUCUGGUUAUGAUUUUGAUAUCUUUGUGCAAAGAGGUGCAGGUGCUUAUAUUUGUGGCGAGGAGACUGCUCUGAUUGAAUCCAUUGAAGGAAAACAGGGCAAGCCGAGAUUGAAGCCACCGUUCCCUGCUGAUGUUGGUUUAUUCGGGUGUCCAACCACAGUUACUAAUGUUGAAACUGUAGCAGUAGCGCCGACUAUUUGUCGGCGAGGUGGCACGUGGUUUGCAUCAUUUGGUCGUCCACGUAACAGUGGUACAAAAUUGUAUAACAUCUCGGGUCAUGUAAAUAAUCCUUGCACCGUCGAAGAAGAAAUGUCCAUUCCUUUGAAGGAACUGAUCGAGAGACACGCUGGCGGCGUAAUUGGAGGCUGGGAUAAUUUAUUGGGAGUAAUCCCUGGUGGAUCGUCGACUCCUAUUAUUCCAAAACAUGUUUGCGACACCGUGUUACUCGACUUCGAUGAUCUUGUGAGAGUGCAGAGUUCAUUCGGAACGGCUGCUCUUAUCGUGAUGAACAAGCAAACCGAUGUCAUCAAGGCUAUAGCACGUCUCAUAAGUUUCUACAAGCACGAAUCCUGUGGACAGUGUACUCCGUGUCGUGAAGGGAUCAGCUGGAUGUAUAAGAUUAUGUGCAGAUUUGUCGAAGGGAAUGCGGAGGAGCAUGAGAUCGACAUGCUCUGGGAGUUGACAAAGCAGAUCGAGCUGCACACAAUCUGUGCAUUGGCUGACGGAGCUGCUUGGCCAGUUCAAGGGCUCAUCAGACACUUUAGACCUGAAAUUGAGAGUCGAAUGAAGAGGUUUAAAGUAGCCGCAGUCAAUUAAUUCCCUUUGGUAAAGUAAUGUAUCGUCGAAGUGCAGAAACGAUGUGCGUGCUAUUUAUUCCCAAUGUAUAUAGACAUGCAAUCAGCACGUCGUAUUAGACUACUCUUGUAUGAUGAAAUCUUCAACUCCCACCACGCCGCAGGUCCGAUUAAUAAAUCCUGAAAUGAAAACCCGUGACGUACGUAAAUCAAUUUUUUUAUAUUUGCACCUUAUAGACAGAUAUAUAUCUGCUAGAGUGUUCAUUAAAUUUCAUUGCGAGUCCAUGUAACACCUAUUUUAGCGAAUAAACUUUUAGUUUACACGUU
This is a messenger RNA of Orussus abietinus, 1743 nucleotides long. RefSeq names its product NADH dehydrogenase [ubiquinone] flavoprotein 1, mitochondrial (gene ND-51). Gene Ontology annotation, molecular function: 4 iron, 4 sulfur cluster binding; NADH dehydrogenase (ubiquinone) activity; FMN binding. Bases 29 to 1438 code for a protein of 469 amino acids. The transcript is spliced from 6 exons. NCBI's taxonomy places the organism in Eukaryota, Metazoa, Arthropoda, Insecta, Hymenoptera, Orussidae. The record is from RefSeq and is a predicted model, not a curated record. Gene Ontology annotation, biological process: mitochondrial electron transport, NADH to ubiquinone.